Fomitiporia mediterranea MF3/22 is the source of this 957-nucleotide messenger RNA. RefSeq lists its product as uncharacterized. NCBI's taxonomy places the organism in Eukaryota, Fungi, Basidiomycota, Agaricomycetes, Hymenochaetales, Hymenochaetaceae. The transcript has 7 exons. The record is from RefSeq and is a predicted model, not a curated record. The coding region runs from base 1 to 957 and encodes 318 amino acids.
AUGCGAAAAGACCUCGGCACUUCAUCAAUGUUGGAACGAAGAGAUGUAACAUCACAGGCCAACUGUUCCAGUGGAUUUGACUGGAUGAACAACUCGCUAAAUCCGAGUCAGAGCCCGUGUCUGGUUGCUGCCUAUCUCCGCAGUCCAUGCACUCGUGAUGGAAACGCCAAUGUUGGUGCAUUACCACCCGGUUCUUACCAAGCCCCGACGACUAAUUCAUCGAAUAAGUGUCUAUGCUCUUGGGCUGAAUACAACACGAUUUCAGCAUGUGCCGUUUGCCAAAAUGGUAAAGCACUAACUUGGAACUUUUACACAACGAACUGCAAAAAUCUUUUGUCGAAGACAUAUUUUCCGUUAGACACCAGGAUACCGGCUCUGACUGCGAUCCCUGCUUGGGCAGGGACAGAUCCAUCAUCAUGGUCUGGUGGAAUAUUCAACGUAACAGAAGCUCAGAAUAUCACAAAUGAAGGUCAACCGGACAUAACAGAGGACAAUCGGAACCCUCCAUUCGAUGGUACAAACCAUUCAAAUACAAAGAUAAUUGUUGGUGCCGUCGUUGGCGGUGUAGCUUUCUGUCUCAUUGUUGCGGGGCUUUGGUACUUUGUUGUGCGAAAGAGAAGGCGACGAGCCUUUCGAGGAAUACGUACCGACAUAGAAAUACGUUCCAUGUUCUCAGAAGGAUCGGAUCAUAGUCCUGCGAUUGAUACCUCUAUCUCUCCGUUGCCUAUCUCCGCUUUACCUACGGAAACACUCGCAGUUGCGGGAAAGAAUCGUGGAAAUUUGGGAGAACCGAGGUCAUCAACGGACGGAACCAUACUCUCGAGCACUGAAAUGUCAUCUACUCCCAACUUCGAUAGACAUACUCCUGAGGGCACAUCCGGGGUACUCCAUUCACCUGAACGAGAUAUGCCGCCACCUACAUAUACAUCGAUAGUUUCGACAAGUGAUGUACAUUAG